CGUCGCCACGGUGGCGGCCACUGCGUCUCGUCCCAACUCCGCGGCACUGGGCGCCGUGGUUUCGGCGGGUCCAGAGCCUAUGACCGGUCAGGGCCAGUCAGCGUCCGGGUCAUCAACGUGGAACACUAUAUUCCGCCAUGUCCGAUACGAGAACCUGGUAGCGGGUGUGAGCGGUGGGGUGCUGUCCAACCUCGCGCUGCACCCGCUAGACCUCGUGAAAAUACGCUUCGCUGUGAAUGAUGGACUGGAACUGAGACCAAAGUAUAAAGGAAUUUUGCAUUGUUUGACUACUAUUUGGAAACUUGAUGGACUACGUGGACUUUACCAAGGAGUAACCCCAAAUGUGUGGGGUGCAGGUUUAUCCUGGGGACUCUACUUUUUCUUUUACAAUGCCAUCAAAUCAUAUAAGACAGAAGGAAGAGCUGAGCAACUCGAGGCAACAGAAUACCUUGUCUCAGCUGCUGAAGCUGGAGCCAUGACCCUCUGCAUUACAAACCCAUUAUGGGUAGCAAAAACACGCCUUAUGUUACAGUAUGAAGGUGAGGUUAACCUUCCACAGCGACAGUAUAAAGGAUUGUUUGAUACUCUUACGAAAAUACAUAAGUAUGAAGGUGUGCGUGGACUAUAUAAGGGAUUUGUUCCUGGGCUGUUUGGAACAUCACAUGGUGCCCUCCAGUUUAUGGCAUACGAAUUGCUGAAGUUGAAGUACAACCAGCAUAUCAAUAGGUUACCAGAAGCCCAGUUGAGCACAGUGGAGUAUAUAUCUAUUGCAGCACUAUCCAAAAUAUUUGCUGUAGCAGCAACAUACCCGUACCAAGUCGUGAGAGCUCGUCUUCAGGAUCAACACAUUUUUUAUAAGGGUGUAUUGGAUGUUAUCACGAGGACAUGGAGGAAAGAAGGCAUCAGUGGAUUUUACAAAGGAAUUGCCCCUAAUUUGAUUAGAGUGACUCCAGCCUGCUGUAUUACCUUUGUGGUAUAUGAAAACGUCUUACAUUUUUUACUUGACCGGAGAGAAAACAAAGUAAGCUAAAAGAGGAUGAUUCCAGUAUAUCGGCCGAAGGCAGCAGCAUCUCCUCCUUUGUGUUUGAAACUUAAAACUCAGAAGAAUACUGACACUCAGAAAGUGGUCUGUAAUCAUUAGAAGAAGUCAAAGUACUGCUAAGUCUUCACAGUGUUUUCAGUUUUUUGCCUUCCUGUGUGUAGCUUGGCUACCUCUGCCUCAAACAGCUACCAUCAACACAACCUAAAACUGAUAUCAAGUGUAGAAUUUCAUAAAUUUGUCCAUUUUAUUGUCUUGAGUAGAAGCUGAUUUGCAGUACUCGCUGCUGAAUGGAUUAGAUGAAUUUAUGUUUUUCUUAAACUGUUUGCCUGGAUUGUCUUUAAAAUUGACCUCUGUGCAAUAGUAAGAAGAUAACUUCUUACAAGAAUGUCAUUGUAUGUUUCUAGGGUAAAUUAAGCUUUAAGGGUUACUGAAAAAGGUGUUGCCCAAAUCCAGACCAUUUUA
This is a messenger RNA of Orycteropus afer afer, 1504 nucleotides long. RefSeq names its product solute carrier family 25 member 32 (gene SLC25A32). Gene Ontology annotation, molecular function: FAD transmembrane transporter activity; folic acid transmembrane transporter activity. Gene Ontology annotation, cellular component: mitochondrion. Gene Ontology annotation, biological process: nucleotide transport; folate import into mitochondrion. Lineage: Eukaryota; Metazoa; Chordata; Mammalia; Tubulidentata; Orycteropodidae. The record is from RefSeq and is a predicted model, not a curated record.